AUGCCCCCACCAACCUACACCCUAACAAUCCUCUACCCGGCGGGUACAACUUUCAACAUGCCCUACUACCUCAGCACACACAUGCCGCUGGCCGAAAAACACUGGAAGCCCUACGGCGCGCAAUCCUGGAAAGUCGUCCAGCUGCCUCACGACGCGCCUUACUGCGUGCAGGCGACGGUCAAGUGGGGGUCGAGGGAGGAGUUUUUGAAAGCGCUGGCAGGACCUGAGGUCGAGGAGAUCAAGGGGGAUGUGAAGAAUUUUUCGGAUCGCGAGCCUAUUAUGUUGGUGGGUGAGGUUGUGGGGUCGUCGUCGUGA
Zasmidium cellare ATCC 36951 is the source of this 315-nucleotide messenger RNA. RefSeq lists its product as uncharacterized. The record is from RefSeq and is a predicted model, not a curated record. The transcript has a single exon. Bases 1 to 315 code for a protein of 104 amino acids. Gene Ontology annotation, molecular function: oxidoreductase activity. NCBI's taxonomy places the organism in Eukaryota, Fungi, Ascomycota, Dothideomycetes, Mycosphaerellales, Mycosphaerellaceae.